Molecule: messenger RNA, 1732 nt
Organism: Protomyces lactucae-debilis
Lineage: Eukaryota; Fungi; Ascomycota; Taphrinomycetes; Taphrinales; Protomycetaceae
Exons: 2
Coding region: 354-1424 (356 amino acids)
Source: RefSeq, a predicted model, not a curated record
GGCACCAAAACAAGAGCUGACCCCGAACCCGGAUUGUGACUCUGUGAGGCUCGAGCUCAGGCUAGUCAAGCACGCGAAGGCCCAGAUCCAGGUCAAAGCGUAUUCCCCUGAAAUGCUUCUCUACACACAUGUGUCGGGGACGGGCAUGGGUUCUAGACCUACGCGCAACAUUGCAAAAGAGAUGGACCUUCUCUCUCUUUGCACUUGUCUCUACAACUUCAGCAUCAGCUCGGAAGACAGAAUGUCAGUCUCUUGACGCUUGACUCUAGCUAAGAAGCUGGAAGAAUCAAAGUUUACAUCAUCGCUGUUGGUGCCCGGCGGACGGAGGUUCGAUGAGAAACAUGUCGCGCUGAAUGGAAUUCAUCAUCACCUCCAAAUUUCCAGUCGAAAAUAAGGCAGGAGGCGAUCUCGGUCACCAAGAAUGUCGUGACAAGUGUUGGCAGAAAGUCCACCAAUAUCGAGAGGAUCGCUGGGAUUAUCACCAAGGUCCCGCAGCCCAUCACUCUUGCAAUCUUGGCUGGUUGUGGUUUUCUUGGAAGAGCGAGGCAGUUGCUGUCCCCGAAGCGAUGGAAAAGCAUGAUGGUCGAAAAGACAUUUAUUCGCGGAUCGACAAGGUCGUGAAUGCACACAAAAAGAAAUCAGAUGGAUGGAUCUCACAGCUACUUCUUCGGGAGUUGAUCCGUAAGCUUGUUUCUUCGGUGCUCACUGCGGGAUUUGAGAAGUUCACGGGGAUACGCCAGAGUCCAAUGAACGUGCCAAACACGAGGGGCGGAACGUGUGCGGUCUCGGGACGUGCCAGUGGAAGUGACAUGUGGACCUGUUCAUCAUCGAGUCGUCUCCUGUGGAACGCGCAAGACACCGUCGUUGACUCGCUAACAGACAUUCUUUAUGGCUGGUACGAUCGCCUUUCUCGUGAUCCGAAAGCAAAGUCUCCACCGAUCCCGCCGAGUGAAUGUCGCUGUGACAUUGGAAUCGUUGUCGAGCGAUUCUACACUCAUCCAAAGUGCUCCACGGAAAUUUUCGCAUUCGAGUUCACCGCAGAAGCUUCGUGGCCUUUUCGAGUUCCCGAGGGCCAGCAAGGCAUAAUACGUGUUGGUCCCGAGGAAGUUUUUCCGCCGCCAAGGUUCGACGAAGAUUGGUCGAAUCUCGAUAUUAUCGGGAUGAGGGCCUUUCCACCUGUUCGUGAGGAAACCGGGUUUGCAAAGCUUGACCUUGAAAGGUCCAACCUUCCCAGGCCUGACUUGGGCCAAUUGGACACGCAGCACAAGGGAAUGCUACUUCCGGUCACUGAGCACGCUAAGAACUGGUUCAAGGACCACACAGACAGGAAAGGCUGGGUACAGGGAGGAGAUUCCCCCUUCAAUUACCACCAUAAAGCAACGAGUGAGCCGCCUGGGCCUUAUCAUGCAGACGUAAUGCUAUGAAUCAACCGCUAGUUGCAGUGACUGUACUCAUCCCUGCGGUAGCCGUCAGCGAUAGGUUCAUAGACGCCUUUAAUUUGAACGUGAGCAGCUAUCAUCAUUAUUGUUUACAACGAGCCACCUGCCAGUUCCCGACCAGAUAGCUGAAGCAGUUCGAAGAGCCUGCGUCUUGCCAGGUACUAAUUCGUCAUUUUCCAAGUUGCAAACUGCUUGCAGUUGAUGGGGUAGUGGUUUUAAUGAUGCAAGAAUGACGAGCGAGCCGCGCGAGAUACAUUGACCUUCUGGCUAGUCCGCGUGCUUGACACGAGGCA